CCCUGGCUGCACCAGCUGCUGCGCCACGACCAGCUCGAGCUCAGGUACCACCACACUAGCGCCCGCACACAGGCGACAGCUGCGGCCAGCAGCCAGCUCUACUGCUGGAGCUGGUGGAGCGGCACGGCACCCGCCGCGCCAUGCCCUGGCUGCACCAGCUGCUGCGCCACGACCAGCUCGAGCUCAGUGUCCUGCCAGUACAAUGCCUCUGCGAGUUCCUCUCAGCCGGCGGCGCGGGCGGCGAGGCGGGCAAGGCGGGCGAGCUGGCCGCGCACCUGCGGCGCACCGUCGCCUCGAGCGAGGAGGGCGCGCGCGCCGUGCUGCAGUACUACACGCAGCGGCUCGCGCACUCGCAUGCGCCUACACGCGCACAGGCCAACAGGGGCCUGAAACUAGUCCUAACACAAGCUGAAGACAUGGCGGAAAUGGACUAUAAUGCAGAAGUCAGCCCAGAGGAAUGGUUAGAGCUGCUAAUACAGCUCCGUCACUGGGCCGCCGUGCGCGACGAGGUGCUGGCGCGGCUCCGAGCCGCCUGCCUCGCGGAGUGCGUGCCGCGCCACCUCGCCGCCUACAUCGCGUUCUUGGCCGAGCACGCCGACACGCUGCCUCCGCUGGUGCUGGACCUGAGUCAAGUGGUAAUGGAGCGACAGGUCGUGAUAGGCGGUGUGCUCCCGCCGGCCGAGCCCCGAGCUGUGCCUGACCACCUGCAGCACCGCACUCUGCACGCCAUCACCUCCAUCUUCUAUGCACACUUGCGAAAGGCUCGCACGUCGGGGCCGCUGGCGCCCUCGGCGGGCGCGGAGUGGGGCGCGGGCGGCGCGGGCGAGCUGGUGUCGCUGCAGUGGAGCGCGGCCGCCGCCGCCGUGCCCGCCGUCGUCGCGCACGCGCACUACAAGCUGCUGUGCUACGGCCCUUCUGCAUACGACACGAACCAAGAAAUGUACUCUUGGCUAGAAUCAGUCUGGGUCGGGGAACCCCCGACGGCCUUCGCUGCCGACGGUACCACCACCAGCUUGCUGCCUGAUUGGUUGCGGCUGCACCUCGUACGGUCAGCGAGGCCGGCGUUAUUGGAGCUCGGCUUGCGGGCGUUACCCGCUCAUAAGCUGGCGCUGUUUAUACAGACGUUUGGCAUGCCACGGUCCGCCUGCAGCGCCCUGCUGGCAGCCCUGGACGCGUGCCCGGCGGCCGCGGUGCUGCGGCUGGGCGUGGAGCGCGGCUACAUGGCGCAGCUGCUGCAGGUGCAGCGCGCGCGCGGCUGCUCCGGCGGCGAGGCCUUCGCGGCCGCGCUGCGCCUGCAGCCGCCCGUCUACCCGCCCGGUAUGUGCACUCCUGGCAGCGCCCUGCUGGCAGCCCUGGACGGGUGCUGCGGCUGGGCGUGGAGCGCGGCUACAUGGCGCAGCUGCUGCAGGUGCAGCGCGCGCGCGGCUGCUCCGGCGGCGAGGCCUUCGCGGCCGCGCUGCGCCUGCAGCCGCCCGUCUACCCGCCCGGUAUGUGCACUCCUGGCAGCGCCCUGCUGGCAGCCCUGGACGGGUGCUGCGGCUGGGCGUGGAGCGCGGCUACAUGGCGCAGCUGCUGCAGGUGCAGCGCGCGCGCGGCUGCUCCGGCGGCGAGGCCUUCGCGGCCGCGCUGCGCCUGCAGCCGCCCGUCUACCCGCCCGGUAUGUGCACUCCUGGCAGCGCCCUGCUGGCAGCCCUGGACGGGUGCUGCGGCUGGGCGUGGAGCGCGGCUACAUGGCGCAGCUGCUGCAGGUGCAGCGCGCGCGCGGCUGCUCCGGCGGCGAGGCCUUCGCGGCCGCGCUGCGCCUGCAGCCGCCCGUCUACCCGCCCGGUAUGUGCACUCCUGGCAGCGCCCUGCUGGCAGCCCUGGACGGGUGCUGCGGCUGGGCGUGGAGCGCGGCUACAUGGCGCAGCUGCUGCAGGUGCAGCGCGCGCGCGGCUGCUCCGGCGGCGAGGCCUUCGCGGCCGCGCUGCGCCUGCAGCCGCCCGUCUACCCGCCCGGUAUGUGCACUCCUGGCAGCGCCCUGCUGGCAGCCCUGGACGGGUGCUGCGGCUGGGCGUGGAGCGCGGCUACAUGGCGCAGCUGCUGCAGGUGCAGCGCGCGCGGCUGCUCCGGCGGCGAGGCCUUCGCGGCCGCGCUGCGCCUGCAGCCGCCCGUCUACCCGCCCGGUAUGUGCACUCCUGGCAGCGCCCUGCUGGCAGCCCUGGACGGGUGCUGCGGCUGGGCGUGGAGCGCGGCUACAUGGCGCAGCUGCUGCAGGUGCAGCGCGCGCGCGGCUGCUCCGGCGGCGAGGCCUUCGCGGCCGCGCUGCGCCUGCAGCCGCCCGUCUACCCGCCCGGUAUGUGCACUCCUGGCAGCGCCCUGCUGGCAGCCCUGGACGGGUGCUGCGGCUGGGCGUGGAGCGCGGCUACAUGGCGCAGCUGCUGCAGGUGCAGCGCGCGCGCGGCUGCUCCGGCGGCGAGGCCUUCGCGGCCGCGCUGCGCCUGCAGCCGCCCGUCUACCCGCCCGGUAUGUGCACUCCUGGCAGCGCCCUGCUGGCAGCCCUGGACGGGUGCUGCGGCUGGGCGUGGAGCGCGGCUACAUGGCGCAGCUGCUGCAGGUGCAGCGCGCGCGCGGCUGCUCCGGCGGCGAGGCCUUCGCGGCCGCGCUGCGCCUGCAGCCGCCCGUCUACCCGCCCGGUAUGUGCACUCCUGGCAGCGCCCUGCUGGCAGCCCUGGACGGGUGCUGCGGCUGGGCGUGGAGCGCGGCUACAUGGCGCAGCUGCUGCAGGUGCAGCGCGCGCGCGGCUGCUCCGGCGGCGAGGCCUUCGCGGCCGCGCUGCGCCUGCAGCCGCCCGUCUACCCGCCCGGUAUGUGCACUCCUGGCAGCGCCCUGCUGGCAGCCCUGGACGGGUGCUGCGGCUGGGCGUGGAGCGCGGCUACAUGGCGCAGCUGCUGCAGGUGCAGCGCGCGCGCGGCUGCUCCGGCGGCGAGGCCUUCGCGGCCGCGCUGCGCCUGCAGCCGCCCGUCUACCCGCCCGGUAUGUGCACUCCUGGCAGCGCCCUGCUGGCAGCCCUGGACGGGUGCUGCGGCUGGGCGUGGAGCGCGGCUACAUGGCGCAGCUGCUGCAGGUGCAGCGCGCGCGCGGCUGCUCCGGCGGCGAGGCCUUCGCGGCCGCGCUGCGCCUGCAGCCGCCCGUCUACCCGCCCGGUAUGUGCACUCCUGGCAGCGCCCUGCUGGCAGCCCUGGACGGGUGCUGCGGCUGGGCGUGGAGCGCGGCUACAUGGCGCAGCUGCUGCAGGUGCAGCGCGCGCGCGGCUGCUCCGGCGGCGAGGCCUUCGCGGCCGCGCUGCGCCUGCAGCCGCCCGUCUACCCGCCCGGUAUGUGCACUCCUGGCAGCGCCCUGCUGGCAGCCCUGGACGGGUGCUGCGGCUGGGCGUGGAGCGCGGCUACAUGGCGCAGCUGCUGCAGGUGCAGCGCGCGCGCGGCUGCUCCGGCGGCGAGGCCUUCGCGGCCGCGCUGCGCCUGCAGCCGCCCGUCUACCCGCCCGGUAUGUGCACUCCUGGCAGCGCCCUGCUGGCAGCCCUGGACGGGUGCUGCGGCUGGGCGUGGAGCGCGGCUACAUGGCGCAGCUGCUGCAGGUGCAGCGCGCGCGGCUGCUCCGGCGGCGAGGCCUUCGCGGCCGCGCUGCGCCUGCAGCCGCCCGUCUACCCGCCCGGUAUGUGCACUCCUGGCAGCGCCCUGCUGGCAGCCCUGGACGGGUGCUGCGGCUGGGCGUGGAGCGCGGCUACAUGGCGCAGCUGCUGCAGGUGCAGCGCGCGCGCGGCUGCUCCGGCGGCGAGGCCUUCGCGGCCGCGCUGCGCCUGCAGCCGCCCGUCUACCCGCCCGGUAUGUGCACUCCUGGCAGCGCCCUGCUGGCAGCCCUGGACGGGUGCUGCGGCUGGGCGUGGAGCGCGGCUACAUGGCGCAGCUGCUGCAGGUGCAGCGCGCGCGCGGCUGCUCCGGCGGCGAGGCCUUCGCGGCCGCGCUGCGCCUGCAGCCGCCCGUCUACCCGCCCGGUAUGUGCACUCCUGGCAGCGCCCUGCUGGCAGCCCUGGACGGGUGCUGCGGCUGGGCGUGGAGCGCGGCUACAUGGCGCAGCUGCUGCAGGUGCAGCGCGCGCGCGGCUGCUCCGGCGGCGAGGCCUUCGCGGCCGCGCUGCGCCUGCAGCCGCCCGUCUACCCGCCCGGUAUGUGCACUCCUGGCAGCGCCCUGCUGGCAGCCCUGGACGGGUGCUGCGGCUGGGCGUGGAGCGCGGCUACAUGGCGCAGCUGCUGCAGGUGCAGCGCGCGCGCGGCUGCUCCGGCGGCGAGGCCUUCGCGGCCGCGCUGCGCCUGCAGCCGCCCGUCUACCCGCCCGGUAUGUGCACUCCUGGCAGCGCCCUGCUGGCAGCCCUGGACGGGUGCUGCGGCUGGGCGUGGAGCGCGGCUACAUGGCGCAGCUGCUGCAGGUGCAGCGCGCGCGCGGCUGCUCCGGCGGCGAGGCCUUCGCGGCCGCGCUGCGCCUGCAGCCGCCCGUCUACCCGCCCGGUAUGUGCACUCCUGGCAGCGCCCUGCUGGCAGCCCUGGACGGGUGCUGCGGCUGGGCGUGGAGCGCGGCUACAUGGCGCAGCUGCUGCAGGUGCAGCGCGCGCGCGGCUGCUCCGGCGGCGAGGCCUUCGCGGCCGCGCUGCGCCUGCAGCCGCCCGUCUACCCGCCCGGUAUGUGCACUCCUGGCAGCGCCCUGCUGGCAGCCCUGGACGGGUGCUGCGGCUGGGCGUGGAGCGCGGCUACAUGGCGCAGCUGCUGCAGGUGCAGCGCGCGCGCGGCUGCUCCGGCGGCGAGGCCUUCGCGGCCGCGCUGCGCCUGCAGCCGCCCGUCUACCCGCCCGGUAUGUGCACUCCUGGCAGCGCCCUGCUGGCAGCCCUGGACGGGUGCUGCGGCUGGGCGUGGAGCGCGGCUACAUGGCGCAGCUGCUGCAGGUGCAGCGCGCGCGCGGCUGCUCCGGCGGCGAGGCCUUCGCGGCCGCGCUGCGCCUGCAGCCGCCCGUCUACCCGCCCGGUAUGUGCACUCCUGGCAGCGCCCUGCUGGCAGCCCUGGACGGGUGCUGCGGCUGGGCGUGGAGCGCGGCUACAUGGCGCAGCUGCUGCAGGUGCAGCGCGCGCGCGGCUGCUCCGGCGGCGAGGCCUUCGCGGCCGCGCUGCGCCUGCAGCCGCCCGUCUACCCGCCCGGUAUGUGCACUCCUGGCAGCGCCCUGCUGGCAGCCCUGGACGGGUGCUGCGGCUGGGCGUGGAGCGCGGCUACAUGGCGCAGCUGCUGCAGGUGCAGCGCGCGCGCGGCUGCUCCGGCGGCGAGGCCUUCGCGGCCGCGCUGCGCCUGCAGCCGCCCGUCUACCCGCCCGGUAUGUGCACUCCUGGCAGCGCCCUGCUGGCAGCCCUGGACGGGUGCUGCGGCUGGGCGUGGAGCGCGGCUACAUGGCGCAGCUGCUGCAGGUGCAGCGCGCGCGCGGCUGCUCCGGCGGCGAGGCCUUCGCGGCCGCGCUGCGCCUGCAGCCGCCCGUCUACCCGCCCGGUAUGUGCACUCCUGGCAGCGCCCUGCUGGCAGCCCUGGACGGGUGCUGCGGCUGGGCGUGGAGCGCGGCUACAUGGCGCAGCUGCUGCAGGUGCAGCGCGCGCGCGGCUGCUCCGGCGGCGAGGCCUUCGCGGCCGCGCUGCGCCUGCAGCCGCCCGUCUACCCGCCCGGUAUGUGCACUCCUGGCAGCGCCCUGCUGGCAGCCCUGGACGGGUGCUGCGGCUGGGCGUGGAGCGCGGCUACAUGGCGCAGCUGCUGCAGGUGCAGCGCGCGCGCGGCUGCUCCGGCGGCGAGGCCUUCGCGGCCGCGCUGCGCCUGCAGCCGCCCGUCUACCCGCCCGGUAUGUGCACUCCUGGCAGCGCCCUGCUGGCAGCCCUGGACGGGUGCUGCGGCUGGGCGUGGAGCGCGGCUACAUGGCGCAGCUGCUGCAGGUGCAGCGCGCGCGGCUGCUCCGGCGGCGAGGCCUUCGCGGCCGCGCUGCGCCUGCAGCCGCCCGUCUACCCGCCCGGUAUGUGCACUCCUGGCAGCGCCCUGCUGGCAGCCCUGGACGGGUGCUGCGGCUGGGCGUGGAGCGCGGCUACAUGGCGCAGCUGCUGCAGGUGCAGCGCGCGCGCGGCUGCUCCGGCGGCGAGGCCUUCGCGGCCGCGCUGCGCCUGCAGCCGCCCGUCUACCCGCCCGGUAUGUGCACUCCUGGCAGCGCCCUGCUGGCAGCCCUGGACGGGUGCUGCGGCUGGGCGUGGAGCGCGGCUACAUGGCGCAGCUGCUGCAGGUGCAGCGCGCGCGCGGCUGCUCCGGCGGCGAGGCCUUCGCGGCCGCGCUGCGCCUGCAGCCGCCCGUCUACCCGCCCGGUAUGUGCACUCCUGGCAGCGCCCUGCUGGCAGCCCUGGACGGGUGCUGCGGCUGGGCGUGGAGCGCGGCUACAUGGCGCAGCUGCUGCAGGUGCAGCGCGCGCGCGGCUGCUCCGGCGGCGAGGCCUUCGCGGCCGCGCUGCGCCUGCAGCCGCCCGUCUACCCGCCCGGUAUGUGCACUCCUGGCAGCGCCCUGCUGGCAGCCCUGGACGGGUGCUGCGGCUGGGCGUGGAGCGCGGCUACAUGGCGCAGCUGCUGCAGGUGCAGCGCGCGCGCGGCUGCUCCGGCGGCGAGGCCUUCGCGGCCGCGCUGCGCCUGCAGCCGCCCGUCUACCCGCCCGGUAUGUGCACUCCUGGCAGCGCCCUGCUGGCAGCCCUGGACGGGUGCUGCGGCUGGGCGUGGAGCGCGGCUACAUGGCGCAGCUGCUGCAGGUGCAGCGCGCGCGCGGCUGCUCCGGCGGCGAGGCCUUCGCGGCCGCGCUGCGCCUGCAGCCGCCCGUCUACCCGCCCGGUAUGUGCACUCCUGGCAGCGCCCUGCUGGCAGCCCUGGACGGGUGCUGCGGCUGGGCGUGGAGCGCGGCUACAUGGCGCAGCUGCUGCAGGUGCAGCGCGCGCGCGGCUGCUCCGGCGGCGAGGCCUUCGCGGCCGCGCUGCGCCUGCAGCCGCCCGUCUACCCGCCCGGUAUGUGCACUCCUGGCAGCGCCCUGCUGGCAGCCCUGGACGGGUGCUGCGGCUGGGCGUGGAGCGCGGCUACAUGGCGCAGCUGCUGCAGGUGCAGCGCGCGCGCGGCUGCUCCGGCGGCGAGGCCUUCGCGGCCGCGCUGCGCCUGCAGCCGCCCGUCUACCCGCCCGGUAUGUGCACUCCUGGCAGCGCCCUGCUGGCAGCCCUGGACGGGUGCUGCGGCUGGGCGUGGAGCGCGGCUACAUGGCGCAGCUGCUGCAGGUGCAGCGCGCGCGCGGCUGCUCCGGCGGCGAGGCCUUCGCGGCCGCGCUGCGCCUGCAGCCGCCCGUCUACCCGCCCGGUAUGUGCACUCCUGGCAGCGCCCUGCUGGCAGCCCUGGACGGGUGCUGCGGCUGGGCGUGGAGCGCGGCUACAUGGCGCAGCUGCUGCAGGUGCAGCGCGCGCGCGGCUGCUCCGGCGGCGAGGCCUUCGCGGCCGCGCUGCGCCUGCAGCCGCCCGUCUACCCGCCCGGUAUGUGCACUCCUGGCAGCGCCCUGCUGGCAGCCCUGGACGGGUGCUGCGGCUGGGCGUGGAGCGCGGCUACAUGGCGCAGCUGCUGCAGGUGCAGCGCGCGCGCGGCUGCUCCGGCGGCGAGGCCUUCGCGGCCGCGCUGCGCCUGCAGCCGCCCGUCUACCCGCCCGGUAUGUGCACUCCUGGCAGCGCCCUGCUGGCAGCCCUGGACGGGUGCUGCGGCUGGGCGUGGAGCGCGGCUACAUGGCGCAGCUGCUGCAGGUGCAGCGCGCGCGCGGCUGCUCCGGCGGCGAGGCCUUCGCGGCCGCGCUGCGCCUGCAGCCGCCCGUCUACCCGCCCGGUAUGUGCACUCCUGGCAGCGCCCUGCUGGCAGCCCUGGACGGGUGCUGCGGCUGGGCGUGGAGCGCGGCUACAUGGCGCAGCUGCUGCAGGUGCAGCGCGCGCGCGGCUGCUCCGGCGGCGAGGCCUUCGCGGCCGCGCUGCGCCUGCAGCCGCCCGUCUACCCGCCCGGUAUGUGCACUCCUGGCAGCGCCCUGCUGGCAGCCCUGGACGGGUGCUGCGGCUGGGCGUGGAGCGCGGCUACAUGGCGCAGCUGCUGCAGGUGCAGCGCGCGCGCGGCUGCUCCGGCGGCGAGGCCUUCGCGGCCGCGCUGCGCCUGCAGCCGCCCGUCUACCCGCCCGGUAUGUGCACUCCUGGCAGCGCCCUGCUGGCAGCCCUGGACGGGUGCUGCGGCUGGGCGUGGAGCGCGGCUACAUGGCGCAGCUGCUGCAGGUGCAGCGCGCGCGCGGCUGCUCCGGCGGCGAGGCCUUCGCGGCCGCGCUGCGCCUGCAGCCGCCCGUCUACCCGCCCGGUAUGUGCACUCCUGGCAGCGCCCUGCUGGCAGCCCUGGACGGGUGCUGCGGCUGGGCGUGGAGCGCGGCUACAUGGCGCAGCUGCUGCAGGUGCAGCGCGCGCGCGGCUGCUCCGGCGGCGAGGCCUUCGCGGCCGCGCUGCGCCUGCAGCCGCCCGUCUACCCGCCCGGUAUGUGCACUCCUGGCAGCGCCCUGCUGGCAGCCCUGGACGGGUGCUGCGGCUGGGCGUGGAGCGCGGCUACAUGGCGCAGCUGCUGCAGGUGCAGCGCGCGCGCGGCUGCUCCGGCGGCGAGGCCUUCGCGGCCGCGCUGCGCCUGCAGCCGCCCGUCUACCCGCCCGGUAUGUGCACUCCUGGCAGCGCCCUGCUGGCAGCCCUGGACGGGUGCUGCGGCUGGGCGUGGAGCGCGGCUACAUGGCGCAGCUGCUGCAGGUGCAGCGCGCGCGCGGCUGCUCCGGCGGCGAGGCCUUCGCGGCCGCGCUGCGCCUGCAGCCGCCCGUCUACCCGCCCGAUGACACACUAUUCGAUGAAGAACCGCUUCCCUCCGAAGACGAAGACGAGUGCGCGCCAAUCCCACUUGUCAUCCAACCAGAGCAAGUCCCAGCCUUGCUGACCACUGCCUUCUGCGGAGGUACCUACCCAGGAGACCUGGAUGUGGCCUUCACUGAACUUAACGCCAAAAUAACAGAGGAAGUGAAGAAACUCCGCGAAAACGUCCCAACUGACUGCCCCUACAUCCAGCGCGUCACCAUGUUUCUGCAGUCUGCUGAUAGUAAUAUACUCCGCGGCAUGACCGGCGCCAGCCACGCCGCCGUGCUGCUGCGCAGCCUGACGCUAGCGCGCUGGCCGCCGCUCCGAGAGGUGUGCUCAAACUUGCUGAAGCAGUUCAAGUGCCCCGCCGGUCCGGUCGCGAACCUCCUGGCGCAACUGGCGGCCCCUGAGAAGCGAGCGGCCCGCCCUGCACCACACCUGCCACACGCUACCAAGGAACAACUCAUCGCAGCGCUGGAAGCGGCGACGCCGAACACCUUGGAAGCGAUCGGUAACCGCAUCAUCGAGACGCAGAACACUCGUCUGGUGGUGGACGUCAUCUCCACGCUGCUGGAGAAGAACCAACAGGGCGCUUACGAGUCCGAGGUUAAAGUGGAAGUGGGCGCCGAGCCGCCGCCUCCGCACGUGUUCGCUCGGCGAGGCCUCGGUUGCGGGUUGCUACUGGAUUGGAUGUCGGAAUUGCAACGAGAAACACUUGGCCCGCAGCCUGAACGACAGAUGCGGCUAAUGUUCCGCGCGGGCUCGGCGGCGUGGCGGCCGCUGCUGGUGACGCUCCUCGCUCACCGAGCCUCGUGGCGCACUCUACACACGUGCCUCUCCACUUUACUGCAGCCCAACGGGGGCUGGGCGGCGAGCGGAGUGCUGGACUUCGCGGAGACACUGAUGGGCUCGGAGCGCGUGUGGCAGGGCCGCGACCGCGCCGCGCCGCGCCACCAGGCGCCCUGCCACCUGCACCGGCUCACGCACGCGCAGCUGGAAGUCCUUAUCAAAUACAUAAUGGAAGAAGCGGAAGAGGCUGGCCCCGACCUGGACAGCAUGCGGCGGCGCAUCGAGGCGCGCUUGCCGCUCGCGCUGCGCUGCGCGCCCGACCCGCCCUCCCUCCUCGCCGCCGCCUCCGCCGCCGAGCCUUUGCUACUACUGCUACUCUAUAUGAAGGUGCCAAAGAUCCGUCAACUGCUUAUGGAGAGUGCAGAACGUCCCUUAACGACUUGCCCCCUAGAGGCGGCGGAGCCCUACCAGCAAGUAGCUGCCAGCUCUACCAGCGCCACUGACAGAGUGUCCCAUGCGUUGUUGACGGCUCUAGCGCAUCCGAAUAAGGAGCAUGGAAAGGAGGCUAACUUCAAGACGUGGCGCCUGGAAGCCGGUGUACGUUCUCUGUGGGCUCGAGUUGCCGGCGCAGGAGCCCGGGCGUUGCCUCUAGCGGGCGCGCUGCUGCGUGGCGCUGUUCCAGCCCCUGCGCGGGCGCACCUGCUGUCCGCACUCGAGUUGUUACCUGAUCACGAACUACAACGACCUGAUACAAGUGAAGAAGUGCAAAACAUUCUGGAAUGUUUUGUGCAAAUGGCGGCAGCCGGGGGCCGGGAACGAGAUCGCGAUUCGGCGCUGCAACACCGCGUCGCCGCGCUCAUGCGCCGCGUGGCUGCGCACAGCCCACCUCGCACGCACGGAUCCUUAAGCGCGCUGAGCGAGGAGGCGGGGCAGGCGCGCGCGUCGGGCGCGCCGCCGCCGCAGGCGCUGUGCGCGCUGCAGCGCCGCGAGCCGCCCGACGACCUGCACAUAUACAUACAGGAAAUCGAUCAGUGGGGCAGUCGUCGCGGAGGCGCGUGGGGCGGGCCGGGCGCGGCCACGGCGCUGCUGCGCGCGCUGGCGCCGCUGUGCGCCGAGCCCGGCGCCGCCGCCCGCAGCGCCGCCGUCGGCCUGCUCGCCAAGCUGCUGCCCGCCGUGCCCGACCCCACGCCCGGUCUAGACGCAAUCAUGGAAUGCCUGGAUUCGUCACUACCAGAAGUCGCGCAGUCCGUCAUCGACAAACUACCCGAGCUCGUCGUCGGCAUGCAGGAACACGCCGCCCGGGUCUUGCUAAAGGUGUUCGACCUGGGCGUGCGCAGCCGCCUACCCGUCGAGACGAGCCUGGCGCGCUCCGUCGCCGCCAUCAACCUGCAGCGGGGAUGCUGAACAUCUGCUCAUAAACGUUUAUAUUGUCCUAACAGAAAUAAACAUACGACUAUUUGUGGAUCUUAUGGCGUUGUAAUAAGGUUUACGAUCAUAUCAUUGAAUUUAGUCUUAAAAGUAACCCUUUUCCAGACAGUCUAGCACAGUUACGACCGAACAGACUCGCGCGCAACACUUCAAUUUAUCAACCUUAUUCGCGCCAAUUUCAAAUUGUGUUCCAGUUUACGAUUUAAGUUAGAUUGCACUUUCUGGAUGUUUUUAAAUGAAGGAUCAAAGCUGGAAUUCUAAAUAGAUUUUAGGGAAAAUGUUGUAGGUUGGUCCUGGAAAGCAGAAAAGCAGCAAAUGUCUUGUCUGUGUUCAUGAAUAAAAAAAAAAACAAAGUGACUUAUAAAUGGAUAACAAUUUAUAGUUGUUCUCAUUCCCAUGUAAAUAUAUGUAGGUUAAUAAUAAUUCAGAACAUUAGGUAUGAUAAUUGAUAAGGAUUUUUUGUAAAAUAAAAUAAAAAAUACA
Molecule: messenger RNA, 11681 nt
Organism: Leguminivora glycinivorella
Lineage: Eukaryota; Metazoa; Arthropoda; Insecta; Lepidoptera; Tortricidae
Exons: 23
Coding region: 141-11174 (3677 amino acids)
Biological process (GO): U2 snRNA 3'-end processing
Cellular component (GO): integrator complex
Source: RefSeq, a predicted model, not a curated record